CUGCUUUGUCGUCCAUAUCAUACACACCUAGGCCUCGUCGUAGUCGUCGUAACUACAUCCUCAUAGACUCUCACUCUCUUCGACAACUUCAUGAUGUCCUUAGGACCUGGUGCUGCUGCUAAUAAAAAGGCGGCCUUGGAACAGCUCAAGUUCAAGAAGAAGCAGAAACAACAGAACACCUCUGUGGAUGAGAGUGUCCUGCCUGCGUCUGCUUCGUGGACGGCGGCCGGCACGACGCUGGACAGACCGCCCGCGCAGUCGCGCGAUGCGACGAUUCCAUCGCGCUAUUUCUCCGCGACUCCCAUCUCACCUGGCAAUGUCCUUGCGCCUAACUCAAGCCCUCCUCCUCACGAUCCCAGUCAUCAUUCCAAUCGGUCCUUCUGGCAAUCCGACAGCCUUGGAGAUGGCAUUCCUGGCCUCAUUCAUUCAGAGCCGCCAUCGCAGCCCUUCACGCCGGUACGCGUUGAUCCGCUGACAGCACCCAGUGGAUUUGUGCGAGGCAACAGCGUCCCACACGCGUCGUUUACGCGUCCUUGGAAUGGCAAUGGGAGACAGAUGUCGGAAACGGAGGAUUCGGGGGAUGGGGAGCGUCCCCGCAAGAGAAUCAACCGUGGUCGCUCACCGAAGGAUCCAUUAGACCUCUUGACCUCGCCCGAGUCUCCUGAGGUUCAGGCACCAGGCCGUAAACGCAGAGUCAAUGGCACGUUCUCAUUGUCAUCAAUAUCUUCUGACGAGUCCAUCUCGGAUGCCAUGGACGUUGCUGGCCCCUCCAGAUCACGCAUCGUACGGCACGCGCAAUCACCUCAGGAGCCACCGUCGUCUUCUCAGCCCUCUCAAUCCGAAAGCGAAGACCCUAGGUUCACUCGUUUCAAAAUGGUACAACCUCUGCAUCCGCUCAGUGUUGUUCGUGCUGCAUGGGACCAGGCCGGAGGCGACGUCCAGAAGGCAUCGGCCCUUCUCACCGACCCCAGUUGGCGGCCACCGUCAGCAUCGAAUGGAAAACCAGUAGCGCGACCGACGGCUGAGACAGGACGAGUGAAGGAGAUUGAUGAAGCUAAUAAGGCUCAGCGUGCUGCUAUAAGAGAGAGGGGGAAGCAAUCUAUGAUAUACAAGAGCCGACCAGCCCUGGAUGGCAAGCCCCCUUCCAAGCCCGGCCCGUCGACCCCUUCCCUCGCUGCAGCGGACCUGGAACCUCCCCAAACUCCUGGCAGCCCAGUUGUUUCGCAGGCUCGAGUUAAGCGGUUGAAGCGCAAGGUCAUAGACUCCGAAUCCGAGGCGGAAUCCGUUGACAGCGAUGCGUCAGCCCGCGUUGCAAGACCGAAAGAGGAUAGUCGCCAUGAGCUUCGCGUGCUCAAUUACUUUAACACAGCUGCUGCCGAGGGCUUGCAGGAGAUUACGGGCUGCACCGUUGAGCAAGCCAAUAAAAUCAUCGAGUUGCGACCAUUCUCUUCUGUGGCUGAUUUGCGAGCGAGACUAUCGCAAGGCAAGAAGAAAGCGGGACCGGCUGGAAUCAGUCCACGGAUGUUCGAGGACUGCGUGGCUAUUUUCGAAGGCUACGGCAGGGUUGAUAGCAUCCUCCAAGACUGUGAAGAGAUUGGAGCCGAACUCAAGGCUGAGAUCGCUUCGUGGACAAAGCAUUCGCGAUCCCGCGAUCCUUCUCUUGGAGUCGAGAACACGAAUCCGACUGACGGGACUCUCAGUCUGCAUGACCAGGCUGACCUGACGGAUAGCAAGCCAAGCUAUUAUCUGACAUCCCAGCCAUCAUUGCUAGAGGAGGGUGUACAGUUGAAGGAAUACCAAAUGAUUGGUAUCAAUUGGCUCAACCUGCUGUAUCGCAGGAAGCUGAGUUGCAUCUUGGCCGAUGAGAUGGGCUUGGGCAAGACCAUCCAGGUCAUCAGCUUCUUUGCACAUCUGAAAGAGAAGGGACGCCACGGGCCUCAUCUCGUUGUCGUACCAUCCUCAACUCUAGAGAAUUGGUGCCGGGAGUUUGAUCGUUUUGCGUCUAACAUGUCCGUAAACACCUACUACGGUGGCAAAGAGGAGCGUCCUGCGUUGCGUCAAAGUCUCUUGGAGACGCGGUAUAACAAUAAGACGGGUGAAGGUUGGGAGGUCUUGAUCACGACGUACAAUCUCGCGCAAGGCGAUGAGAAGGAUCGCAAGUUCUUCAGGAAGAUUGAGUGGGAUGCUUGCGUAUUUGAUGAGGGACACGUCCUCAAAAACUUCCAAUCCCAACGGUACCAAACAUUGCUUCGAUACGAGUCAAGAUGGAGAUUGCUUCUCACAGGAACACCUCUUCAAAACAAUCUCCAGGAACUAGUCUCUCUCAUGAACUUCAUCCUGCCUCAGCAGUUUGCAGCUGACCUUGACUCUCUACGUGCGGUCUUCAAGACGAAGGGUGACUCCAAAGUGACAUUGCUAGCUCAAGAACGUGUUUCGCGAGCCAAGAAGAUGCUCACGCCGUUUGUUCUGCGAAGACGCAAAGACCAGGUUCUCAAGGAUCUUCCGAAGAAGAACGAGCGGAUCGAGUGGUGUGACAUGACUCCUCUCCAGAGAUCUAUUUACAACGAAGCGCUGCAGCGGUCGAGGAAGACAAUCUUCGAUGUCGACGCUCAGGCCGCUGAGAUCGUGGACGAACCCAAGCCAGCGAAGAGGACCCGCGCGAACACACGCCCGAAGGAUAAGCUGUACGUUGAGAACAGCUCGAACGUCCUCAUGGAUCUGCGGAAGGCUGCGUCGCAUCCCAUGCUUUUCAGAAGACGUUUCACGGACGACACGCUUACGCGUGUUGCCAAGUUGCUGUUGAAGGAGCCUGAUUUCAAGAGGCGGAAGGCUGUCUUCCAGUACAUAAAGGAGGAUUUGGAGGUUAUGACUGAUGCAGAGCUGCAGGAGUACUGCGCAUCGUAUAACUCAACUCGCAAGUUCCUCCAGGCGGAGAGCUGCUACCUGGAAGCCGGGAAGGUUAAGGUUCUCAUGCAGCUGCUCGACAAGUACCAGGCCGCAGGACGUCGUGUCUUGAUAUUCUCGCAGUUCACGCAGAUUCUGGAUAUCCUUCAGAAGGUGCUACAGCAGAAGUCGAUCAAGUAUCUGCUGUUGACCGGUUCGACUCCAGUCGAUAACCGGCAAUCCCUUGUCGACGACUUCCAUACCGACGAGUCCAUCACCGUGUUCCUACUUUCCACGAAGGCAGGCGGCAUGGGCAUCAACCUCACUGCAGCUAGCGUUGUGAUCAUGUUCGAUCAAGACUUCAAUCCGCACAAUGACAAACAAGCGCAGGAUCGUGCUUAUCGAAUAGGCCAGAAGCAGGACGUCGAUGUCGUCAAGCUCAUCACGAAGGGCUCAAUUGAAGAGGACAUGCUGGCACUUGGUCAAACAAAGCUGGCUCUUGAUGAAGCCGUUGCGGGCGAAGAAGGAGAAGAGGAGAAGGUGGAGAGGGAUAUGAAGACGUCUCUGAUGAACGUCGUGCGGAAGAAGCUGCAGGAGACACAGGACGAAGAUGUGCCGAUGCCUGAUGCUGAGCCUAUAGAUGAUGACAUCGGCAGUCCGUUGAGCGUGCUGGACGACACAUAGUUAUUAGACACUUAUCAUGGAGAGGAUUGGAGGACUUGGAGAUCUAUUGCUAUUGCCCGAUGUAUUUAUAUCCGCAAAUGCAUCAUUCCGUCUAGAGCAUUGGAUGUGCUCCAGAAGUCGCGGUGUGGUCCAACAUAGUAACGAUCCCUCGAGGA
This is a messenger RNA of Laetiporus sulphureus 93-53, 3722 nucleotides long. RefSeq lists its product as uncharacterized. Gene Ontology annotation, molecular function: ATP-dependent chromatin remodeler activity; chromatin binding; DNA binding. NCBI's taxonomy places the organism in Eukaryota, Fungi, Basidiomycota, Agaricomycetes, Polyporales, Laetiporaceae. The record is from RefSeq and is a predicted model, not a curated record. Bases 91 to 3567 code for a protein of 1158 amino acids. The transcript is spliced from 11 exons. Gene Ontology annotation, cellular component: nucleus.